Molecule: messenger RNA, 4102 nt
Organism: Eleginops maclovinus (Patagonian blennie)
Lineage: Eukaryota; Metazoa; Chordata; Actinopteri; Perciformes; Eleginopidae
Gene: stk3
Product: serine/threonine kinase 3 (STE20 homolog, yeast)
Exons: 11
Coding region: 196-1698 (500 amino acids)
Biological process (GO): protein phosphorylation; intracellular signal transduction; protein tetramerization
Cellular component (GO): cytoplasm
Molecular function (GO): protein serine/threonine kinase activity; ATP binding
Source: RefSeq, a predicted model, not a curated record
CCGGUCCAACAGAGGACGCUGUCGGAAACGUGUGUUCCCAAACUGUGUCCAUCAUCUGACGGACACUCAGCUGGCCCUGGACUAGUUUUUGACAACAACCAUUCUGUCGACAAUGUUCACAUCUUGACUAUUGGCCCCAAAAUUGUCAUAACUUACCAUUAGUCUGCUCCCCUUUAUCCUCUAAAGUCACCCAUCAUGGAGCCAACUGCGCCCAAAAGCAAGCUGAAAAAGCUGAGUGAAGACAGUUUGACCAAACAACCAGAGGAAGUGUUUGAUGUUCUAGAGAAACUUGGUGAAGGUUCCUAUGGCAGCGUGUUCAAAGCCAUCCAUAAGGAGUCGGGUCAGGUGGUGGCUAUCAAGCAGGUUCCUGUGGAAUCUGACCUGCAGGAGAUCAUCAAGGAGAUUUCUAUCAUGCAGCAGUGUGACAGCCCUUACGUAGUGAAGUACUAUGGCAGCUACUUCAAAAACACAGACCUGUGGAUUGUCAUGGAGUACUGUGGAGCCGGCUCUGUGUCUGACAUCAUCCGACUGCGCAACAAGACGUUGACAGAGGAGGAGAUUGCUACUAUCCUGAAGUCGACACUAAAGGGUCUUGAAUACCUUCACUUCAUGAGGAAGAUCCAUCGGGACAUCAAGGCAGGAAACAUCCUCCUCAACACUGAGGGACACGCCAAACUGGCUGACUUUGGAGUUGCAGGACAACUAACGGACACAAUGGCAAAGAGGAACACUGUGAUUGGUACUCCAUUCUGGAUGGCGCCUGAGGUGAUCCAGGAGAUCGGCUACAACUGUGUGGCUGACAUCUGGUCCCUGGGCAUCACAUCCAUAGAGAUGGCAGAGGGCAAACCCCCCUAUGCGGACAUCCAUCCCAUGAGAGCGAUCUUCAUGAUCCCCACCAACCCUCCUCCGACAUUCAGGAAGCCGGAGCUUUGGUCUGACGAAUUCACAGACUUUGUCAAGAAGUGUCUGGUUAAAAACCCCGAGCAGAGAGCUACAGCCACACAGCUCCUACAGCACCAGUUUAUCAACCAGGCCAAGCCGGUCUCAAUCCUGAGGGACCUGAUAACUGAGGCCAUGGAGAUGAAAGCCAAGAGGCAGCAGGAGCAGCAGAGAGAGCUGGAGGAGGAGGACGACAACUCUGAGGAGGAGACGGAAGUGGACUCCCACACUAUGGUGAAGUCGGGCUCUGAAGGCGCAGGAACCAUGCGGGCCACUAGCACCAUGAGUGACGGGGCGCAGACCAUGAUCGAACACGGCAGCACCAUGCUGGAGUCAGACCUCGGCACCAUGGUCAUCAACAGUGAUGACGAUGAAGAGGAGGAGGAAGACCAUGGAUCCAUGAGAAGGCACGCCACCCCGCAGCAGCCAUUGCGUCCGUCCUUCAUGGACUAUUUCGACAAGCAGGACUCCAACAAGGCAGCGCAGCAGCAGGAGAACUACAACCACAACCAGCCGCAGGAGCAGCCCGGCUACCACAUCCAGUCCAAAAAUGUCUUCCCGGACAACUGGAAAGUGCCUCAGGACGGAGACUUUGACUUUCUGAAGAACUUGGACUUUGAGGAGCUGCAGCUGCGCCUUACAGCCUUGGAUCCGAUGAUGGAGCGUGAGAUUGAGGAGCUCCGGCAGCGAUACACUGCCAAAAGGCAACCCAUCCUGGAUGCCAUGGAUGCCAAGAAGAGAAGACAACAGAACUUCUAAAUGCCCCUCCCUCUAGUCUCCCAAAGCCACUAUUGAUUCAAAACUUACUUCCCAUUGACUCAGAGGAACUAAGAUGACUUUAAUGUACCUGCCUGACUGCUAGGCGGCCUCUAUAAAAGGCUUAUUGAGAUCCAUUUAGGCUGCUUGAAUCUACACUUCUCUUCCUUCUUUCUAUAAUCCAUCUAAAUCUUAUAUUUCAGCUCCUGUAAAGUUGCUUUACCAUGAAUGAUUCUCAGGACUGCGGCCAAAGAGAAAACUUAAGGCCUGGCUAUAUUACGUCUGAAAGUCUCACCAUAAUUUCCCCUUUUUUCCAAAUGAAACUACAUUCCAUGUCACACUAUUGAGAUUCCCCUCCAACGUCCGGAAGCCUUUCCUCUGGCUGUAGCAGCAGAAUAAUAGCAGUGGUCCAUGACAAGUGGUCUUUUUUCCUCAGACUUUUCACUAUCACUGUAAAUAUAAUAUAGAGCCUAGUUUGGAAAUACCUGCAAAAGCUGUGGAGGCUUGACAAUGACCAAAGACAAUCAAGAUGAUGUUGAGAAUGCCUUAAAUAUUUGAUAGCUGGUUUUAAAAUGAGCCAUGGACAGAAGUGAAGGAAAUCAUGUGGGCGGUGAAAAACGGAUCAUGCAUGUUAUUAUGGAGCACCAGAAAAACAUGAGUUUAUUAUUUUGUUAAUUUUCAUUUGGGUAAAUAAGUUGUUUUUUGGCUCUUCUCUGCUUUCCAUGAAUAUAACAUCUGAGCUUUUUCUUGUUAAAUGAUCCACUGUCAAAUGAAAUCCAGAGUUGGCAGCAGAAUUCAUUCCAUAGACAAAAGACAACUGACUAUCAUAACAGCAAAGCAUUCCGCAAUACUGUUUUAUUUUAAUGUACCUGGAGUCUUUAGAAAACCUGCAGAUUGACUUUAAAGAUUGUUUCUGUUAUUGUUCCAUUCAUGUGAUCAACUUCAAAUUCCAGUUUGACUUUCUACAACGUUUAAACUAUAUGCAGAGCAGUAAACAAGACCAUGACAGUUCAGCCCUCAAUAAAGAUAACUAGAUCGCCGAAGAGUCAAAUAAACAGACUCCCUUUGCGAUAAAAGAUGCAAAGGAACGACUGGGUGUUUAAACUACAGACAACAGAGCUGCUGCAUCACCCAUACAUCUUCUAUCUAAAUUAAGAUUUUUUGAUAAUAUUUUCCUUUACCAUUCAUCUGUUGUCCCUUAUUUCUACAGUAAAGUUUUCUGAUCAUAACUGAAGGAAUCAAGAUUUGCCGUGUGAUUUGCGACACGUGCUUAUUUUUCAAUCCCUUAACACUAUUUAUGAUGUUAACACUGUAAAACUGUGUGAGUGCAGUGAUCCAUUAUACUGUGGUUUAAACUGAUUUAAGGAAAGCAAAACUGGUUGUUAAUCCAUGCAUUUAUUCUGAAAAUAUUAUAAAUAUGUUGCGUUGAUAUCAGAUUUUCAGUUGAGCUUAAUUUUGUCAACAUUUAUUUGAAAGCCCUUGUUACUCUGAAUUAAUGAGGGUCACAAACUGCUCUGCUGUGGUUGUAGUUUAGUUAUGACAUUGGUUUGACACGUUAAUCUUUGAAUGAAUUAUGUCUUUAAAUCAAAUUUACAUUAAAUCUGCAGGUUGUUGUUACAUAUGAAUGUUAAUACGCAGUCUUGAUGGUUCAACCCAUACUUGCUGCAUAUUAAUUGUCAUUUUUAUCAUACCUUAUUCUUAGAACUCUACCUUAAGUCUCAUUUGGUGGACAAUGUCCCCGUAAUGAGCCAAAAUAUGAGACAUUUUAAACACCUGAAUCAAAAUUGAAAUCACCUUAAAUGAUCAUAUCUGACUGUGUUUUUUUUACCUCUUCUUCACUUAAAACAUUAACAGCCUUCCAAUGACUUAUUUUCAUUAAUUCGGUAUGCAGUGCAUUGGCAACUUAAACACAAGCAUUCACAAUUUAUUUAUUAAAUAUGUUUUUUUGUGACGCUGGUUAAAAUGUUGUAGCUAAGACGGCUGUUAUUAUUUCUGCCUUUUGUCAAAUAUAUGUGGCUUGAUUUCCACGUGUUAAUCUAUGCAUGUUUAUAAUUAUGUUUGCUAUUAAGUGGAAUGCUUUUGUAUUAAGUGCAAAGUACUGUUUACAUGGAAGCUGGAUUUUCAGCUUUAACAGAAAUUAUUCGCUCUGUACAAUUAAAAAAAAGCCCUGUUUGUAAUAUGACAUUGUGGAUAAUCGGCCAUAUGUAUAAUUAUCUGAAAUCAAUGACAUAUAGCUAUAUAAUUUUGUUUCCAUUUAUUCCUCUGUUGUUUCCGCUAUAUAAAGACUUGAGUGUAGAGUGGAAUGUAAGCAUUUAAGUUUGAACCACCUAAUUUAUUAUCUUUUGUUUGUAAUACUUUAUUUUGAAAAGGUGCAAGAAAUAAUAAAGUUACUUAUAGUUAACCAUAA